Messenger RNA from Cavia porcellus (domestic guinea pig), 712 nucleotides. It is a transcript of the gene Lcncavp2, whose product is annotated as allergen lipocalin Cav p 2.0101. The transcript is spliced from 7 exons. The record is from RefSeq and is marked provisional. The coding region runs from base 53 to 565 and encodes 170 amino acids. Lineage: Eukaryota; Metazoa; Chordata; Mammalia; Rodentia; Caviidae. Gene Ontology annotation, molecular function: odorant binding; small molecule binding.
CCUCAGCAGCUCACCUGUCCUGCACUCCUGCCAGAGGAAAGGCCGCUCCAGCAUGAUGCAGAUUCUCCUCCUCGCGCUUGCUGUCAGCCUGGCGUGUGCUGACUCAAUCGACUAUUCAAAGGUCCCCGGGAAUUGGCGCACCAUCGCCAUAGCAGCUGAUCAUGUAGAGAAGAUUGAAGUGAAUGGGGAACUGAGAGCCUAUUUCCGUCAGGUGGACUGUACAGAGGGAUGCGACAAGAUAUCCAUUACGUUUUACACAAAUACCGAUGGGGUGUGUACAGAGCACACAGUUGUUGGCGCAAGAAAUGGUGAAAAUGAUGUUUACACUGUGGACUACGCUGGUGAAAACACUUUCCAAAUUCUUUGCAACAGUGAUGAUGCCUUCGUAAUAGGUAGUGUCAACACGGAUCAAAAUGGACAGACAACAAAAGAAGUUGCAAUCGCUGCCAAAAGAAACUUCCUGACACCCGAACAAGAACAGAAGUUUCAGAAGGCGGUUCAGAAUGCGGGUAUCCCCCUGGAAAACAUCAGAUACGUCAUCGAGACAGACACCUGCCCAGAUUAAAGCUCUCACUUGGAUGAAAACAAGCAAUGUGUACUGACGAGAGUCUUCUCCACGAUGUCCGAAUCAUCGAUGUGUGGAUCCAAUCAUCUGUGCUUUCCAAUUGUACUUUCUUCUUUCCUAUGAAAUCAUCAGCCAAUAGGCUGAUCU